Molecule: messenger RNA, 919 nt
Organism: Hippocampus comes (tiger tail seahorse)
Lineage: Eukaryota; Metazoa; Chordata; Actinopteri; Syngnathiformes; Syngnathidae
Product: probable histone-lysine N-methyltransferase set-1
Exons: 5
Coding region: 179-904 (241 amino acids)
Biological process (GO): regulation of transcription by RNA polymerase II; regulation of DNA damage response, signal transduction by p53 class mediator
Cellular component (GO): nucleus; polytene chromosome
Molecular function (GO): protein binding; histone H4K20 methyltransferase activity; transcription regulator activity
Source: RefSeq, a predicted model, not a curated record
CUAUUGUAGGCCGGAGCUUCCCCCCACUGCUUUAUUACCCUAAUUGGCGACUGAAAAUACAGUGAUUAUAGUUUGUACAUGUACAAUUAGGCGAAGUCUCCUCCAUUUUAAAAGACAUAUGUAUUAUAAGCAUUGAAGCUCGGGGUAUUUUUUUUUUUCGGGUGCAUCUCAUACUUGAAUGAGAGCCGGAGGCAACGCUGCCUCGGCGGUCACCCGACACGACGGUCGUGGCCGAGUCUCGUGGCGAACGGCUUCAGGCUGCCACCGGAGCACUCGGACAACUGAGUGUGAUGACGAACGAGGGUUUGAAAUGCCGCAAAGAGUCGGCCCCCUUCAAGACGCCAUUCGUCACGUUUCAUUAAGGACUGACAAAACUGGCAAAUUGUGUGUGAAGUACAUAAAUGCAGUUAAAGGACGUGGAAUAUUUGCAGAGAGUACAAUCAGCAGAGGACAAUUUGUUGCUGAGUAUCGGGGAGAUCUGAUCAACGAUGCAGAAUUCCAGCGCAGAAGAAGAGUUUACCACCCAUCCUGUGCUGCAUUUAUGUUUGCAUUCAAGUGGAGAGGGAAAACAUGGUGCAUUGAUGCUUCACGAGAAGAUGAGUCAUUUGGCCGUCUCGUGAAUGAUGAACACAGGAGGCCAAACUGCCGGAUGAAAUGGAUUGAUGUAGAUGGAAAGCCACACCUGUGUUUGUUUGCUUUGACUGAUAUUCAUGACGGAGAAGAAAUUACCUACGAUUAUGGUGGCGAAGACUGCCCAUGGAGAACACAAAUGACCAGCAUGACAGUCACAGAUGUGGCUCCUCAACCCUCUUCUCUGCCUCAGAGUCAGAUGGAGGAUGAUAGGUGUCCACUCAACAUGCUCCAGGAGGUAGAUACAUUUUAUUCACUUCCCUUUUUCGUGUGAUUGAAUAACUCUCAG